This is a messenger RNA of Zygosaccharomyces rouxii, 2157 nucleotides long. Its product is annotated as SKG-like transmembrane protein. The coding region runs from base 1 to 2157 and encodes 718 amino acids. The record is from RefSeq and is a predicted model, not a curated record. NCBI's taxonomy places the organism in Eukaryota, Fungi, Ascomycota, Saccharomycetes, Saccharomycetales, Saccharomycetaceae. The transcript has a single exon.
AUGAGAAUGAUGGAUGCCAAUGCGUUAAAAGUGGCAUCCACUGUACCGGAGUCUUCUCAAGAUCCGUUGUAUUUGAGUACGGAUGGGUUGGUAAAAAGGAUUAGCAGUGGUCAACUAAGUAGUGAUGAAGGCAGUAACACAAGUGGUGGGGGAAGUGAUGAUAGUAACAGUAGUAGUGGGGGAAGUGAUGAUAGUAGUAGUGGUGGAAGUGACAGCGAUGAUAGUACUGUCCACAAGAGUAAAAACGACCAUACAGUUGGCGUUGCAGUCGGUGUAGCAGUUGGUGUUCCGGUUUUUCUUGUCCUCGUUCUUCUUGGUAUACUAAUUUGGAUACUAUACCGUAGAAACAAGAGGGAAGCAAAGAAUGACCAUGAUCCUGAUUUUACUGGUGAUAUUGAAGAUCUAAGCAAUCUAAAUCAAUUAUACGACGAUUCUCAUUCAUCGAGCGCAGCUGAUGAAGUCAAGGAGAUGGAUGAUUCUGAUUCUUAUCUGCCUCCUAGAGUCAAGCAAAGGAUGACAAGACAGAGAAUUCAAAGUGUUGAUCCUUUCCGAAUUCCUGAAAGAAACGAUACCACUACUAUCAGAGAAUUUGGUAGACAGCACGAUGACGCAUAUGGUCCUUACAAGAUCGCCGCUAACAAUAACAAUUUGAGCUCGUACGAAUUGUCAUAUCCAAGAGGUGGUCAUCAUUCCUACACAUUCAACGCAUUAACAUCAAAGGAACACGUUCACGUUCACAAUGCCGCUACAUCUCGUUCAAGUAGUAUUAGUGAAGGUGAAAAUGCUGAUGGCGAACAAGAGGAAGAAAUGUUAUCGGUGAGACAAAGUCCAGUUAAGUCAGUUGUUGGUCAAGUUACUAAGCAAUAUGCUGAAGGUGAUAGCGGGCUCGAUGCAAGUGAAAGUAGAUUAGAUGAUAGCGCGGCAAGAUCAAGAGAUGCAUUGAUUCAGAAAAAUCGUAGUGGUGAAGACAAAGAACCUGAAUCUAAUGAAACUAGUUUUGAAGUCGGAAAUGAAGACGAAACUGUACCGCCAUUAAGCGAAAGGGAAGAAGAGGAUAUCAAGAGAAUGAAGAGUAUUUACAAAGUGUAUUAUGAGAAUAGGGAUAAAAACAAGGAUAUUGAAAAGGAUAUGGAUACUAAAGUCGGUCAGUACCCAGAUCUGCCAACGCUGGAUCCUUCGGCAGGUAAUGAAGAACAACCACCAGAACCACAACAGCUAGAACAACCCAAAUCUAGUAAUUUACUGACGAUUCCUGGUGGUAACCAAGAUGCUCUGGCACAACGUGCUUCGUCUAUCUAUUCAGCUGUGCCAACACACGCAUCUGUAGACAGACAGAAUUUGCAGCACGGUCAACAGCUGACACUAGAACAGCAAGAGCAGCAGUUACAACAACAAGAACAACAAUUGCGCUUGCAACAACAGCAAUGGCAACAAGAAGAACAACAAUUUCAGGGGCAAUACCCGAUGCAACAGCCAAUCUACGAUGCCCAAGCUUAUGCAUCACCUCAGUUUUUCUCUCAACCAUCUUUCACGCCUCAACAAUAUGCGCCAUCUCAAUUCUCCUCACCUAUGCAAUACGCACCACCACAAUCUAAUUAUGGAUACUCGAACAUGCCUCAGAGAGCCCACCCUCAGACUUUGGAAAGUAUUGAUGAAUUGCCAACACCAACAAAUCUCCCCUACUCUUCAUCCUCACUUUCCUUGACGUCUUUCAAGUCGAGAGGUAGACAACUUGCAGCAUUGCCAGCUUUGCAAGCAGCUAGAGUCCACGGUACUGCAUUGAAUCCAAUGGAUCAUCCAGAAUUGUUUUAUGCCCACAAUGACGAUACCACUCAAACAGGAUCACCAUUAGCACCUUAUAAGAUGAGACAAAGUGUCGUUAUGACAAAUCCAUCCGAAUUAACCCUACCGACAAAUUUCAGACCUGCUGGUUCAAUUAGAAAUGUCAGCGGUAUGAACACAAGGAAUAACAGUAUAACAACACAGAUGAAUCCUUAUUAUAGACAACAAGCUGCAUACAAUUCUCGUGUCAGUGGUCUUCUUGCAGAAGAAGAUGUCCUACAGCCACCAAGUACUGGUGGUAUUCUACCACACACUGGUUCUAAUGACGAUUUGAGAAGACAGCUGGGCUCCUCUCACAACUAUAAGAUUGUAUGA